Cantharellus anzutake is the source of this 1111-nucleotide messenger RNA. RefSeq lists its product as uncharacterized. The record is from RefSeq and is a predicted model, not a curated record. Lineage: Eukaryota; Fungi; Basidiomycota; Agaricomycetes; Cantharellales; Hydnaceae. The transcript has 8 exons. The coding region runs from base 310 to 987 and encodes 225 amino acids.
CCGGUCCCCUGAAUUGCACUUGAAAUACAGGAGUGAAUUGAUGACGAGUUAGCUUUCUCCCAAGGGUCCUGGCAGUAUAUGUAUUUAACUAAGCCUAUAACAAUUGACCAAGUCAACCUACACAGCACCGAGAGUUCGUCAUGGCGCCUUUACAUAACCCGAUUCCGUUGCAGAUAAGGAUCAUGUUUCAUCAUCAUCAGCAAGUUGCAGUCAUCCAUUAUAUUAUGGACCUAGAGGGCGAGCGUUCCUGGGACGAAGUUGAUCGUUUAGGCUGAGGGGGAACAUUCAUCAGCGAGAAAUUCGGUGGAUAUGAGCACGUUCCAGCUGGGUAUCUGCCAGAACAAGGUGCAAGUGGAGGCUUGGCGGAAGAUCACGGAUGAGGGUUCACUCGAAAAGGGUCGUUUCAUAAAUUUACUGCCAGCUCUGGACCCUCUUGGAGGGUGGCUAGUCCUUAAAUCUCUUGCUAAAACUGGUACUCUAAAAGAGGGGAAGGAGGGCUCCAACCCCCGUCGUGAGCUAAGUAAAGGCUCGGGGAAGAUCGAGGGAGCUUAUCAGGCUUAUCUCUUUAAACCGCUAAAAUCAUCGUCAGGACAAAUAUACGGAGAAGGGUCCGAGAAUAGAACGCGUGUUAUCGUGAAGGGGUUUUUUGUCGAUGCUAUCUACUGUAUUAUAAUGCCAUCGGUGCAAGAGCGGAAACUGCUAUCAGGUUCAGUCCUUGGACAGAUCUCAAUGGUAUUGAGAUCGCAGAACCCCCUCCCUAUCUAUGCCCAUGCCCACGUUAUCUCGACCACCUACUCAAACACCCGCUCGCAUGCAUCAAAGGAUGGGCAAAGAGCGAGUUGUCAUCAUCGCGACGGGGGGGGGGACUCUCAAACGAUAACAGGAGGGGGAAUGGAGAUUGUCGAUGAAAUCGGCGGUCGCAUGCUUUUGGAAAAUGGCAUUCGUAGCGAAUCCCGAUCUCCCGCGAAACGUUUGAAAAGCGGGUAACGUAUCUCCCUUACAUACAUAACAAAUAUAACCGCAAGACAUUCUAUCUACCAGGAACCCGAUAAGAAGGGAAGGGGUCUAUUGAUUAGUACCCAUUUGCGGCGGACUGUACAGGUGAACUUGU